AUGGCUGCUUCCUUGAUAUGCGGGGAAACACAAUACAGGGUGAGUUCAGUCCUAAACAGAGAUGUGAAGCAGUUUGGGAAGAAGUUCAUGUUUGACAGCAACGAGGAGACAUGCUGGAACUCAGACCAGGGUGACUGUCAAUGGUUGAUUUUGGAUUUCCCCCAGUCUGUUAGCGUGUCCGAGUUAAAAGUUCAGUUCCAGGGAGGUUUUUCGGCCAAAACAUGCAGGAUGGAAGGUUGUUCAGCAGAUGGAGAUUUCACAGUCAUCAGUCAUUUUUACCCAGAAGACAACAACUCCCUUCAGUGUUUUCCCAUACAGGAGAGGGCAACUGUAGACAGAGUAAAAAUAACGUUUGAGAACAGCGCCGACUUUUUCGGGAGAAUUGUUGUUUAUACUUUGGACAUCCUAGGGGAGAAAGCCACAUGA
Messenger RNA from Nerophis lumbriciformis (worm pipefish), 426 nucleotides. NCBI's taxonomy places the organism in Eukaryota, Metazoa, Chordata, Actinopteri, Syngnathiformes, Syngnathidae. The record is from RefSeq and is a predicted model, not a curated record.